Messenger RNA from Effrenium voratum, 2445 nucleotides. The record is from the annotation of a GenBank genome assembly. NCBI's taxonomy places the organism in Eukaryota, Dinophyceae, Suessiales, Symbiodiniaceae.
AUGGCCGGUGCCCCGGUGCCCAGCAUCUCUCGCAUGUUUCGACGCUGCCUGGAGGAGUUCGCGGAGAUCCGGCCCGAGGAGUUUGCCUCCAACGAGGUCUUCGAGACCCGGCGAAUGGAGCUCCUGCGCGACGUCAAGGACGUGAACGCGGCCUUGCGCCGCCCCGGCGCGCCCAUUUCCGCGCGCCGCCCGAAGCGCGCCUGGGGGAUGUGCCGCGUGCUGGAGCAGAUGGGCGCCUCCAACUUCACGGGGCCCGGUGAGGCUGCGCAAGCAGCUCAGUCAAAAGCAGCGCUGAAGCCUGAAGCAGCAGCUUUGCCGGAAGCAGCAGUUGUGGCUGAGCCAGCUGUUCUGCCCGAACCAGCUGCGGAGGCUGCGCAAGCAGCUCAGUCAGAAGCCGUGCUGAAACCUGAAGCAGUGCUGAAGCCUGAGGCAGCUCUGGUGCCUGAGCCAGCUGUUCUGCCCGAACCAGCUGCGGAGGCUGCGCAAGCAGCUCAGUCAGAAGCAGCGCUGAAGCCUGAAGCAGCAGCUUUGCCGGAAGCAGCAGUUGUGGCUGAGCCAGCUGUUCUGCCCGAACCAGCUGCGGAGGCUGCGCAAGCAGCUCAGUCAGAAGCCGUGCUGAAACCUGAAGCAGUGCUGAAGCCUGAGGCAGCUCUGGUGCCUGAGCCAGCUGUUCUGCCCGAACCAGCUGCGGAGGCUGCGCAAGCAGCUCAGUCAGAAGCCGCGCUGAAUCCUGAAGCAGUGCUGAAGCCUGAGGCAGCUCUGGUGCCUGAGCCAGCUGUUCUGCCCGAACCAGCUGCGGAGGCUGCGCAAGUAGCUCAGUCAAGAGCAGUGUUGAAGCCUGAAGCAGCAGCUUUGCCGGAAGCAGCAGUUGUGGCUGAGCCGGCUGUUCUGCCCGAACCAGCUGCGGAGGCUGCGCAAGCAGCUCAGUCAGAAGCAGCGCUGAAGCUUGAAGCAGUACUGAAGCCUGAGGCAGCUGUGGUGCCUGAGCCAGCUGUUCUGCCCGAACCAGCUGCGGAGGCUGCGCAAGCAGCUCAGUCAGAAGCAGCGCUGAAGCUUGAAGCAGUGCUGAAGCCUGAGGCAGCUGUGGUGCCUGAGCCAGCUGUUCUGCACGAACCAGCUGCGGAGGCUGCGCAAGCAGCUCAGUCAGAAGCAGCGCUGAAGCCACCAGCCCAGGAGCAAGCACAGAGCGUGGACUUGCUGAGCAUGGAGGAGCUGCACAGCCGUGUUCGGGAGAUUUGCAAGAAGCGAUCCUUCCGCAGGCCAGUGAGCCGAGCGAAAGACCCGGCAGAAGCGAGAACCCGGGACGCCUGUGCAGAAGGCGCCGGCUACGGCGGCUCGGCCUCGGCUGCAGGCCCCGUCUCCAAGAAGGUGGCGGUGCUGGCGGGGGAUGGCAUCGGCCCGGAGGUGAUGGCGGAGGCCGUGAAGGUGGUGCGGAAGGUGGGGGAGCUGCAUGGGCAUGACUUUAGCUUCACGGACUACAAGGUGGGAGGUGCAGCAUGGGCAGCCACUGAGGCUGCAGGGGAGACCCCGAGCCACCUGCCUGCCACCACGCUGAAGGGUUGCGAGACCUCAGAUGCUAUCCUCUUUGGCUCCGUGGGAGGUCCGGUUGAUAAGCAGCACGAGCCGCAGUGGAAGGACUGCGAGAAGAAUGCGCUCCUGGGCCUGCGGAAGCGCUUCAACCUGGCUGUGAACCUUCGGCCUUCCAAGGUCUAUCCCUUCCUGUCGCAUCUUUGCCCGCUGAAGCCGUCCAUCAUAGGCGCCGGGGUCGAUAUGAUCAUCAUCCGCGAGCUGGUCGGAGGCAUUUACUUCGGCGAGCACAAGAGAGACGGCGACAAGGCAUUCGACGUGAUGGAGUACACUGUGGAGGGCAUCCGGAAGCCCAUGAUCUUCGCCUUCGAGGCGGCCAGGCUGCGGCGCAAGAAGGUCACAGUUGUGGACAAGGCCAACGUGCUGGAGUGCUCCCGCUUGUGGCGCGAGGUCGCGCGGGAUGUUCACAAGAACUAUCCCGACGUUGAGCUGGAUUUCAUGUACAUAGACAACGCCUGCAUGCAGGUCAUCCAGAAGCCUUCCUUCUUUGACGUGGUCGCCACCGGGAACAUGUUUGGCGACAUCCUCUCUGAUGCAGCGAGCGUUCUGCCUGGCUCGUUGGGCUUGAUGCCCUCGGCGUCGCUGGGUGACGGCCUUCACAUGUACGAGCCCAGCGGCGGCAGCGCGCCGGACAUCGCAGGCAAGAACAUGGCCAACCCCAUCGCUCAGAUCCUGAGCGGCGCUAUGAUGCUGAGGUAUUCCUUUCAGCUGGAGAAGGAGGCCGCUGCCAUUGAGGCGGCCUGCGAGACAGUGAUGAGGUCGGGCAAGCUGACAGGAGACCUUCUGGAGGAAGACAAGCGCAGCAGCGCGGUCUCCACCAGCGACAUAGGCGACGCGGUGAUCGCUGCGCUGAAGUGA